ACUGUGCAUAGCCUUGCAGUGUGCGGACAACAGCAACGAUACGAGGAGCUUCACGCACGUAAAUCCCAAAAAAAAGCGAAAAAUCGAAAUACAAAUACAGAAGCCCACGAACACGGAGGUCUGAUAUCAGACCGAAAGAAACGUUCUAAACAUGCUUAGCACAUUCGCUUCGGUUAAGCAAUAUCUGAAGUUCGAUUUAUCGCGUGUGAUUAUCGAUAAUAUUGUGUUUAAGCUCCACUACCGUUGGACCUUUGUGCUGCUGCUGGUGGCAACCCUGUUGAUCACCUCGCGUCAAUACAUUGGCGAGCACAUACAGUGCAUAUCCGAUAAUGUGGUCGCGCCGGUGAUAAACACUUUCUGCUUCUUCACGCCCACGUUUACAGUGGUGCGUCAUGUGAAUAACACAGCCCUCGAAUCGGGCAGCAUCUUUCAACCCGGAAUCGGACCCUACAAUCGCAAUGAAGACAAAAUCAAGCGACACGCCUACUACCAAUGGGUGCCAUUUGUGCUCUUCGCCCAAGCUUUGUGCUUCUACAUGCCACACAUGCUGUGGAAGAAAUGGGAGGGUGGUCGCAUCAAGGCACUUGUUUAUGGAUUGCGUAUGGUUGGAUUAACGAAAUAUCUGAAGCAUGACAGCAUGCGAAUUGGCAAACUGAAUAUACCAUCGAUGGCGGAGGCUGAGGAACGUGUGAUCAACAUACGUCGCACGAUGAUUGAUCGCAUGCGAUUGAAUCAAUCGUGGGGCGCACAUUUGGUCUUUGCCGAGCUGCUCAACUUGUUCAAUUUGUUACUCCAAAUCUAUUGGACGCAUCGAUUUUUGGGCCGUGAAUUUCUCACUUUGGGCAUCAAAGUGCUGCGAGAACGUUGGGUCGACAAAAUGGAUGCACUCGAUGUUGUGUUCCCCAAAGUGACCAAGUGCACCUUCUACAAGUAUGGUGCCUCAGGUUCGUUGCAGGAACACGACACGCUUUGCGUGAUGGCUUUGAACAUUAUGAACGAGAAGAUUUAUACCAUUCUGUGGUUCUGGUAUGCUUUUCUACUGACCGUCACCGUGCUCGGACUUUUGUGGCGUCUAUUCACUGUCUUCUUCUACAAAAACGUCACCUUUUCAAAAUGGUCGUUAUACUGGGCAAAGCCGGGCAAAAUAGAUGAAUCCGAUCUGAAGUCGGUUAUACAGAAAUGCAAUUUCUCCAAUUGGAUGUUCCUGUUCUUCUUGCGCACAAAUCUGUCGGAAUUCCUCUUCCAAAAGGUCAUCUACCAUCUGGCCAGCGAGUUCCCCAACGAUCCGAUACACGAUAACGAUAUCAACGAUUACAAGGCACGCGAAAGGGAAGCAGCUGGAAGUUCUGGCAGUACGGUAAAAUAUCCUUUACUCGAAUCACUGGACACAGUGGAUGCCCCGUUGUUGCAUCAUCGCGGCGGAGCAUCUGUUGCACCAAAAUCACCCACAGAUGGCGCCACGUUGCCUGCCUAAUCGACAUUUAAUUUUAUGUACAUUAAUUUAAGCUUUAAGCAAUUAAUUAUGGAUUUCUUUACACAUUUUUCUACAAUACAAUUUUUUUUUUUUUGUAAAUGGUUUUUUCCCCCAAAUAAAUUUAUUGUUAAGUUC
Drosophila sulfurigaster albostrigata is the source of this 1609-nucleotide messenger RNA. It is a transcript of the gene Inx7, whose product is annotated as innexin inx7. Gene Ontology annotation, biological process: phototransduction. The coding region runs from base 152 to 1474 and encodes 440 amino acids. NCBI's taxonomy places the organism in Eukaryota, Metazoa, Arthropoda, Insecta, Diptera, Drosophilidae. Gene Ontology annotation, molecular function: gap junction channel activity. The transcript has 3 exons. The record is from RefSeq and is a predicted model, not a curated record. Gene Ontology annotation, cellular component: plasma membrane; gap junction.